Molecule: messenger RNA, 1688 nt
Organism: Zingiber officinale
Lineage: Eukaryota; Viridiplantae; Streptophyta; Magnoliopsida; Zingiberales; Zingiberaceae
Product: zinc finger protein ZAT5-like
Exons: 2
Coding region: 578-1426 (282 amino acids)
Source: RefSeq, a predicted model, not a curated record
CGUUGACUUCUCUUACAAAAAUUUGCAUGCUGCUAAUGACUGGCUGUUAAAAGGAAAAAACAAAUGGUGGAGCAACAGAGUGUUGUUGCUCAAACUGAAAGCAAUGGGCCAGCGGAAGAGAAUCUCUUCAGCCAGUUGCUCACUCACUCCUAACUCCUCUCCUCCCACACCCAUCUAAUAAUACUUUUCUUCUGCCCUCGUGCUGCCUUCGUCGUGGUCCACUACGGGCAUGUUGAUGAGCCACUCCGCCUUGUAAUUAUUUAAUGCUCUUCUCUCCCUCCCCGUAAAGCGAAGUGUCAACUGCACUCUCCUUGUGGAUCGGAGGGAGUUUCAACUCUCCAUCCACUCCAAGCUUUUUCCAAUUAUAAAACUACUCUUUGCCCCCCUCUGUCUCUCCGUCUGGCGUUUCACCUGUGCCUUUAUUUUGAGUUUGGAUGUGUCCAAUUGCGACGUUGGGAAAAAAAUUGAAGGAUUUAGGAUUUAGCAGGUAAAGCCUCGUUCGGAGUUAGUGUUGUUGGUGGUGGAUGAGUUUUUAGGCUGCUCAGGAUUUCCCCUUCCUCUGUUUCUUGCCGACUACAUGGAUUCUGUGGCAGAAGCCAUGGGCUUCAGCAGCAGCAACAGGUACGACGACCACCGGUUCGUCACCUCGAAUUUCGUCAAGCGCAGGAGGACGAAGCGGCGGGCAGCGCCGGGCGCCACGCUCGGGCCUGACUCUUCCGUCUCGUCGGCGGAGAUUUCAAGUGGCACCGCCGUCACCGAGGAAGAUGAGGACAUGGCCAAUUGUCUGAUCCUCCUCGCUCGGGGAGGCGCGACGACGCCAACGGCUUCCGAUGCCUACCGGUGCAAGACGUGCAGCAGGUGCUUCCCCUCCUUCCAAGCCCUCGGCGGCCACCGCACCAGCCACAAGAAACCCAAGACGAUGGCCCUCCAUGACGCAGCCGAUGAAACACAGGUCCACCAGGUGGCCGCCGCCGGUGCCUUGAUCACGAGGCCGGCCGCGACUGCAACGAGCAACGACGACGCUGCUGCUGCCGCCGGCAACAAGCCGAGAGUUCACGAGUGCUCGAUAUGCGGAGCGGAGUUCUCGUCCGGCCAGGCGCUGGGCGGACACAUGCGGCGGCACCGCCCGUUGACGGCCCCGGCAGGGCCGCAGCAAAUCAUCAAGCAAGACAAGACCGUCAUCUCCCUGGAUCUCAAUCUCCCAGCGCCGGCCGACGACGACGGCGAAUUAGACAAUAUAACAGAGUCCCCGGCCGUGCCCUUCCCCUUUGAGACCCGGCGACCGCUUGUUUUCUCGGCGUCGUCUCUGGACUGGUCCAGCAGCAGGAAGGAAUUAAGUGGCCGAGUUGAGUUGGCUUUUGUCUCUGAAAGCUUUUGUCUUCUCCACCACCAAGAAAAAGCUAUGGAUCAGGUUCUCACCCCAUGAGCUUGAUUUGUCUGCAAUCUAACCUCCCAGCCCCCCUGGCACUAAUUGCCAAUCGAAUAAAAGAAGAUAUAGUUGAGGAAAAGGCAAGUAGAUAGAUAGAUAUAUAGGUAACCCUCUCUGUCAAGAAAUCCAGCACACACUUGUACUAGAAAUACAAGUGUGUGGAAGAAAUGCAUGUAAACGUAUCUGCUAUAAACUCAUGCUUAUCUCCUUAACUGACCUAACCCCAUGACUGGAAGCUGAGAAGCUAGCUGCCAAGUUU